Messenger RNA from Leishmania major strain Friedlin, 1458 nucleotides. RefSeq lists its product as hypothetical. The record is from RefSeq and is a predicted model, not a curated record. Lineage: Eukaryota; Euglenozoa; Kinetoplastea; Trypanosomatida; Trypanosomatidae. The transcript has a single exon. Bases 1 to 1458 code for a protein of 485 amino acids.
AUGACGGUGCGUGAGCUGGCCAAGGGUGCCAUGAUGCGCUACAUGCUCUCCCUGCGUCGUACAGCGAAGGAGGCGGAUGCUGUCGUGCGUCAGCUCUGCCGCUCCGGGAUCGCCGUCACGGACGUGUACGUUUUGGUCCCCAGCGACGCCGCGCGGUCGACCACGCUGGAGGAUGACGAGACAGGCAACGGCGGCGGGACCGGCGAGCCGCCCUUUCACAUGGUGGAGCUUCUCUCCGACGACUGCGUGGUGCAGGUGGUGCAGGUGAUGAAGGAGACAGUGCACAUGCGCUUCUGUGCGGGAAACGGUGCUUCGGCGAAGAAGAGGGCAUCCUCGUCGGUGCAGGCAGCCGCGGCCACAGAAGCGCAGAGCGCCGAGGAGACGUUCAACUCCAUCAGCAUCGCUGCACCACCUGCUGUUGUCGCUGUCGGUGGCGCUGCCUGUGACGGUCCGGCCCUGCCUAGUAGAGACGAGCCUAUCAAGAACGCAGCGGCUUUCGGCUGUGUCUCGGACGCCGUCUCAGACACUGCGCAAGAGAGCAGCAGCCCGCCGGUCGCUGCUAGGCAGCGCAGCAAGAAGACGGCGCACAAAGUCAACAGCACCGGAGCGGACAGCAGCUUGGAAGAGGAGGAGGAAAACGAGGCGUGGCAGGGCACGGCGCGGUCGAUUGUGACGCUGCGCGAACGUGAGGCGCAAUGCAUUCGAUGGGGUCCAGCUGCGCACAAGCACUUCGCCGCCAACUACGUGUCAAGCCCACAGAAGAUUAUGAUUGACCGGUUUAAGUGUGGCCGACGCCCACCGCCGGUGGUGCAGCUGCAUCCCACGCAAACACCGUCCUCGGUAUCGUCGCAGAGCUCCGUCUCUGAAGUGCCGUCGCCGAGGUCUUCGGGGGACAGCAGAGGCACCACCGAGACCGGCGGCGGCCGUCGGCCUCCGCGACCAGUGAUCGCUCAAGAGGGCAGCACCAAAGAACAUCUCCGGUACCAGCGGCACGAGCCCCGGCAAUCGCCACAACUUCCGAGCAAGCAUCACCGCUGCGACACUUACUCCUAUGCGCACAGCGAGAGCAGCAGCGUCCAGCGCGCGCACGAGGUGUUGACGCCGUCCGCCGCGACGAGGUUCCAGUACCUCCAGGUGACAGCUGCCCCAUCAGUUCCCGCUGUUGAGGAGAUGCUCGUAGCGACUGAAGUGACGACAGCGGAGCGGCAGCUAGUAUCCCCCAGUCACGCGCGACAGGAUGCUUUUCUCUGCUCCGCAGAGACCCCGGUGGACGCUGCAGCGCGCUUGGGCACGUCGCCUUGGGCCCCCAGAACCGUUGCAAAGCCGGCUGUAGCGGUUGUGGCUCGCCAGCUCAGCUUUGAUGAGGACGGUGACACCGCCCCGAAGCGCAGCCUGGCAGUAACCGAUUACUCCGGCGUCACUCCACUAGGCGGUGUGCGGCGCAUGGUUCAGGGGUAG